GUGUCGAGAGAACCAAUGUCUCGCUGGCUGCGCUGGGAAUGCCCCACGACCUUGGCCUCAUUUUCGCUCCGCGCCUCGCCCUUGAACGCGCGGCGCCUUUUGACCCCGCCGCCGCGCCGUAGACCGCGCAGCACGGCGGUGGCUGCCAUGGCGGAUGUGUCCGAAAGGACGCUGCAGUUGUCAGUGCUAGUAGCCUUUGCCUCUGGAGUACUCCUGGGCUGGCAGGCGAACCGACUGCGGAGGCGCUACUUGGACUGGAGGAAACGGAGGCUGCAGGACAAGCUGGCGGCGACGCAGAAGAAGCUGGACCUGGCCUGAGACUCCGCGCCUUCCGCCUCAUUCGAUCCCUCGCUUGGCCACCUUGCCAUGUCCUCGCGGGAGCUCCUGCCAGAGCCAGGCUUGCCACACAGUCCCCGCCUGCCGUGGCGGGCUCUUCCCGGAGUGUUGCUUGAUAAAAAUGGAUAUAGCCUGCUGGAAAGAAAUGACUUCUUCUUGCACUUUAUGAAUCAGUUUUAUUUUUGAAAUAAAAAAAUUAAACAUC
Messenger RNA from Sapajus apella (tufted capuchin), 541 nucleotides. It is a transcript of the gene MTLN, whose product is annotated as mitoregulin. Gene Ontology annotation, cellular component: mitochondrial inner membrane. NCBI's taxonomy places the organism in Eukaryota, Metazoa, Chordata, Mammalia, Primates, Cebidae. The record is from RefSeq and is a predicted model, not a curated record. The coding region runs from base 16 to 318 and encodes 100 amino acids. The transcript is spliced from 2 exons. Gene Ontology annotation, biological process: positive regulation of mitochondrial membrane potential.